CUUGUGAGGACAGCGGGGAAGGAGCGCAGAAGUGAGCUGUGCAAGGAGGCUGUGCAGAAGUUCCCAGCCACUGGUCGGGGGGCAGGUGGCUGCUGCUGGGGCAAGGUCCCUGCCUGUGCUCACUUCAGCCUCGGUCCCCUGUCCCCUGCUGUACAUCCCGCCGCCUCUGGACACCCCGGCAGCAGCGAGACCUCAGACCGGGCUGCUUUGCUCUGCUGUGGGGAGAGGGAACACCGCUGGCCUCGCUGACAAGUCCUAAUCAAGCUUCUCCAGCCCCACUGUGCCACCAAGUCCUUGGCAGUGGUCAGUGGCCUCUUGAAGAAGUCCUGGAAGAAGCUUUUUCCCACAGUCCUCCUCAGUUUUCUAAAGAAUGGCCAUGUCUGCCUUUGAUCAGAGGAACCACAGCAUGCAGCGUACAGAGCCUGAGACAGAAUACAGCCCCCCUCGGGUGAAGCCAAGGGGUGAGAUGUUUGUCUUUAUUGAUGGGAAGUGGCUGAAUGACAUCUACUGCCAGCCACCCCUUCCUUCCCACCAGAAACUCUUUAGCAAGAAGGCACAGAAUGAGUGGAGCAUCUGGGAGGAGAACAGAGCACUCUGGCAGGAAAACCAACUCCUCUGGAUCAAAACCAGGAUGCUCUGGGAAGAAAACAAGGCUCUAAAAUAUCUCCAGUCACAGAACAAAUCUGUCCAGGUAAUUUACACUGACACUAUUCAGCAAAGCCUCAAGAACAAAAAUAAGCCAUUUCCACUCUUCCGAGACGGGAACACAGGCCUUCUGUUCAGCCCAGGAAACAAAGCUCUCCAGGCAGUCCAGGAAAAGAAUAAAGUCUUGGAAGAUUUCCAGCAGGAGAAUGAAACACUCCCUGUUACCUGGAAAGGCCAAAAAGCCAUUACAGUCCAUGGAGAGAGCAAAGAUGCCAGCUCAGAUCUUCAGAAGAACAGUGACACCAUCACUGCUGUGGAAAAAGGUAACCCUGGCCCAGUCCCCCAGCAGAAACAUGAAGGUAAAAAGAAGAGAACUACUCCAACCCAGAGUAAGAUCGAGUCUGUCCCAAGUAUGCAGGGUGAGCAUGAAAUCCUCCGGCUUCUCCAGGACUUAUGUGAGCUCCUCCACACCUUCCUGAAAAUGAACCGUCCUCCUGGGGAGAAACAGUGCUGUCACAAUCUCUAUGACGUGAACAGAUCCUUCCAAGAAGAUUGCAAUAAAUUAAAGCUGCAGCUGAAUGCUGUGAAAAACACUGUGUCAGACAUUACAGCUCAAAUGGAUAUGUUGGAAAAGGAGAUCAUUGCCGUCACUUCCCCAGUGUAUGAAGAAGCAGGACAGAAGCUGGCAACUGAGCAUCAGCUUGGAGAAAUGUGCUAAGAACUGCUAGUUCAGUUCCUGGAAAUCUUCUCUCCUGUUUUCAGGAAACCUAAUAAAAUCCCAAUAGAUCCUGAAGAUAUCUGGGGAACAUUGUAUCAUUCUGAAACUUUCUUGCACUACUUAGAUAUAUUUCACCUUCUGGUUAUAUGGUGUGGGUGACUGUCAUGAAUUUGCCUAGUGUCAGGAAUAAUGUUUUUCAACAUUUUUUUUCAAUGUUUCUGAUAAUAAGGCCUAGAUUAUCAGAAGGUAAUUGCUUGAGGACCUCAGCUUUGAUUACAGUGAGAACUAUGGGUGCCAUCUUGUAGUCCAAGGACAUACUCACAGUCUCUGCUAAAAAAGUAUUGAUAAAUAAAGGAGGAUCCUUCCUCCCAGACUGCAUGGUGGGGCCACAGGAGAGAAUGGACCAGGCAGCAGGACUUCUCCCACACAGAACAGUGAGGUCCCUCUUGAUUUCUUGGAUAGUCAGAUGAAGCAGGUUUUUAGCUGCCCCAGAGCAAGCAAGUAGGUUGCCAAAAGCAGCGUUUUGAUGGCUGUUCCAUGACUUAAGCCAGUAUUUAGAAGGGCAUCUGCUCACACUCUAAUGGACAAGCCAGACUCCAGUGAUCUGCUGACACAGGAGAUGAGAGCUGGUUGAUAUGCUCAGGUUUGAAAUUCUGAUCUGGUCUCAAUUGUGUGACCAGAGUGGCUGGAAAGGAAUUUUCCUCUCUCUUGGACAGUCCAGAUGCAGUGCACUUUGUCACAAUCUUUCAGGCAGAAUAUGGCAGCCUUUGGGUAAUCUGACAAGACAGAUGCAGGGAGACUCCUGCAGAGCAAUUGUAGGAGCAUUACUGUAAAGCAAAGGAGAGGUUACAGUGAGGUUUAUCUCUUGCAACAGGACCCCAAAAGCAGGUUUUCAUUCUAGUUUAAGUGAUUUGGCACCGAAUUACCUAAAGCAUGAACUAUCUUUCACCUUGUAUUUCACUCAGACGACACCAUGCCAAGUACAAGUGAUGACUGUUUACUUCAGAGGCUUAAAACAGCAGGUAUUUUCUUCUGCUGUUAGGGCUUUGGGAUGCUGAGGCAAAUCUCUCAUGCAUGAAGUUAAAGGGCUGGCUCUCAGUGGUGCAGGUAGGGCUGCAUCUGUAAGAAUCAGGUGAGAAGAAGAGGAGCAAUGUUCAUUAAUAGGUGGAUGUGCAGACAUCAGCUGCUCCUGCUUAAUGACAGGAUCACAGCUAUAAAUAGAUAAAUACCUCAGCACUAUGCUGGGGAACAUGUUGAUGCUUCUCUGCCUCCAGAAACGCUGCUUUUCUCUUUGCCAUCUCCCUCACUGGGUUUGAACUUAAUGUUUGGUAAGAGGAGAAACAGGACUAUGAAGACCCUAAUGCAGAGGUUCAGAGGGGAGUGGCAGCAGUAAAAAGCUCUGAUCAUGUGUUCAUAUCUUAACAAACUAAUUUGUGUCCUGUUAGAAGAAAUAAACCAUUCUUUUGCCAGUGGUCAGGAUACUGAUUCCUGCCACAUCUCUAUACAUAGGCAGGAAAGACACUUAGGAGUGCAUCUUUCCACCAGGCAUUUGGGAGGAGACAUCUCAUCUCAUGUCAGGUGUCCAUCCAGGACAGGACGUCAAGAUCUCAGCUAGUCUCCCUGGGCUUCCUUUCUAUCGUGUAGGAAGGAAUGGGCACGUUCAGGCUGUGAUUUAUCUGACUCCUAUUAGACUAAAAGUAGGCUGUGUCACCAGCUGGAGUCCCUCGUUUCCCUCUGUUGCCUCUAUAAUUACUUCGAGGACAAUUAGCUCCAACUUAGACAUUUGGUUUGGAGGUCUCAGAGUGAGAAGCUUGGCAGUCCCAGGCAGAGGCGGCGCUUCAUCAAGUGGUGAAGUGGCACAAGCUGGGGAGUGUGUCCCAGUCCUUGGCUUUGCUUUCUGUGAGAUGCCUUCAUUAAGCAGCUGACUCAGAUCUCUCCAUUGUGUGGAGAAAUUAUUACUUUGUGAAUAAAAUUGAGUUAGUUUGGGCAGAGCUUAAAUGUCAUGAGCACAUGUGGGAUCUUGAGGGGAACACACUACUUCUUCUGAAUGCUAACGAUGUUCCUGGAAGGAAUUAAGUUUUGUGAGACCUUUGCACUCUGAUCACUUCUUUGGAUCUUUAUCUUCCUGGUUAUUAAAAAGUCUAUAUCUGGCACAUGUUUUUUGGCAUCUCUCACAGAGAAGUUGAAUUGCUCAUUCCUUGAAGGUUUCUCCAGACUGUCAAGUGAGAUGACAAUGUCCAUAAAUGACUGCCCAGCACUUAAACUUGCAGAGAACUCUGUGCUAGUCAAACUCUCAUAAUUCCAGAAGGUACCAAAUCUCCUGUGCUUAUUUGGUUACAAACCAGGGUGAGUUGGUGACAACAGUGGAGGAUCAUUUCUGGUUGGUGCUGGAAAGGCAGAUGAUCAUGAAUAUUUCUGGAUCUGUUAGUGCUGUGGGGACAGAUGGUGAGAUUUGACAGGGUUGCCUGUGGAGUGCCACAGGACUGUGUGGGGAAGGUCCUAAGCACUGCCCAUUUUCUCCAUUGUUCAGUGUCCCCAGCCAGUGCCAUUAACUGCUUCAGUGGGGCCGUCCCUACAGGUCUCCAUCUCUAGAGUGUGUGCUGAUGAGAACAGUUGCACUCACAGCUUUUGCACACUAUUUCAGGUACAAAUGGAAGAGAAGUGCAGCAGCAGGUAUUUACAGGAAGAACUUAUUAAUUAUCAUAAAAUUUAGGCAGAUUUGGGGAAAAAAUGGGAAGGGUAGGUUUAAUACGUUUUCCUGGUCAAUUCACUGGUUUACACAUCCUUGGAAACUGGUAGCUAUUCUGCCUUGAAAUGGAUGGAGGUCAUUUGUAUAGUGCAUAAUUUACCUUUUGCAGAGAGACAAACUUUCUAUCUCUCUCCUUAUUGUUGCUGAUUAGCUCCUUAUUUUUGCACUACUCAUCUAUCAGUACUAUUUUUGGAAAGCUGGAUUUUUGACAAGGUCACCAUCAGCCUCUUACUUCCCUGUAAAUUGGAUUAUUUCCUCUAGCUGGGCUCUGUGCAAAUGCUGACUUCCCUGUUCUCAUUUCUAGACAGUCUAAUACAUCUGGGUUUGUACUGUCUUCAUAGAACACUCACCCUGGCCUUUUUUGCUCAUCUUAGCAGACCCACCACAUCCUCCCAUCCCUAAAUUGCAAUUUAGGAAUUUUUUCAAAGUGUUACGAGCUUCCUUGAGCCCUGGCUUGCUCCUGCUAACUGCUGAAGACAGUUUUCCCAGAGUUUUGCUUGUGAUUUCAUGAGGAUGUACUACAAAAGCUGUGGUGCUAGCCAAAAGCCAUGCUCUCCAUGGUGGUGCAGGCUGUUUGUUGGUGUUCUCAGCAGCCCAGUUUGUUCUUUCCCAGCCAGUUCCCAGCCAGUUCCAGUUUAGCUCAGAAUUAGCCAUAAGAGUACAUUUGAAUGCAGGAUAUGGUGGAAGUCUUUCACUCAACCUUUGGGCUGUACCACAACCAGUCAUCUUCUCUUCUUUGGCGUCCAAUUUGAGAACAGACUACUCAAAAUAUUCUUUCAGUGAGAGGCAAAGAAGAGAGGGAGUAACUCCUCGGAUAAGUUUCAUGAAGAAAUUAUUUCUUACAGUGGCCAUUGGCUGGUUUUAAAACAGACAGCUUUAAAACUUAACCACAUUUUCCAAAGUGGUAUUCAUCUCACCUGGGUGGAGGUACUUAAAUGAAAGCAGUAACUGAGAUCCAUGGCCACCUGAGGUAACUUCUGCAGCUGGUAGAGGUAGGCAGGAGUGCCAGAGGUACAGGUCUUUUCCCUGCCGACUGCAGAGAGCCUGGAGUGGCCAAGGUUAGGUGGGAAGAGUUGAGACCUUAGAGAUGGUCACAUCACUUGAUGAAUGCCUGACAGAGAGUUUUGGAUGGAACUAAGGGAAAAAAAAUGUGAGUUUAUGACUUUUGGAACAAGGGGCAGGAAACUCAGGAGGAACACUAGGAUGUUGUGGGGUUAUGCAGGGAGAAAAUUAAAAGGGUGAAAUCCCAAAUAGAACUUAAUCUGGUUACUGUUAUAAAAAAUGUUUCUAUAAAUUCAUCAGCAACAAAAGGAAGGCUAAGGAGAAUCUUGAUCCUUGGGGGAAACAUUGUGACAAAGGAUGAAGAAAAGACUUUGGGUACUUAAUGUCUUCUUUGCCUCAGGCUUUAAUAGUAAAAUCAGUUGUUCUUAGGGUACUCAGCCCUCUGAGGUGGAAGACAGGAACAGGGAGCAGAAUGAAGCCCCCAUCAUCCAAGGGUGGAUGGUCAGUAACCUGCCUCAUCACUUAGACACAUGCAAGCAUAUGAGGCUGAUUGGAACCCACCCAAGGAUACUGAGGCAGCUUGUGGAAGUGCUCACCAAGCCACUACCCAUCACUUACCAGCCGUCCUGGCUAGCCGGGAGUCAACUCUCUAACCUCCAGCCAACUGGAAGGAGGGUCUGGGGAGCUACAGGCCUGUCAACCUGGCCUCGGUACUGGGAAAGGUUAUGGAGCAGAUAUUCUUGAGUGUCCUCACAUGACACAUGAAGAACAGCCAGGGGAUCAGGCGCAGCCAGGACACGUUUGUGAAAAGCAGGUCCUGCUUGCUCAACCUGAUCUCCUUCUGUGACAAGGGGACUUGCUAUUGAAUGAGAGCUUUGGCGGAUUGAUGCCACGUUUGUCCCUACUGGGUCCCUCGUGGACGGCUUAGGCGGCACUCUGCCAGCACCCAUGGGUGCACACGAUCUCACCUGUGCAGGUGGUUGUCACACACACAGCCUAUGCACGGACCGGAGACAAAGAGGCGAGAGGGGCUCUCUGCAUGCAAUUCCGAGGCAUUUAAUGGCAACACCCCAAAGGGAACAGAGGCAAGAAGAACCCAGAACUGAACACCUGCGCAGGUUUUAUCCCAAAAACUCCCAAAGGUGGGCAGAGCAUCCAAAACCAAUAGUCUAAGGGCUGGGGGGAGCAGAGGCAAGGUUGAAUGGCAUAACAGGGGCCAAUGGGAAAAGGGAUGGGAGGGGGAGAGGGCCAGUGACCAGCAGAAUCUAGACAAAGGCAGAACUUUCUCGCACAGUGUUGUAGGGAAAGAUCACUUUUAGGGUAACUUGGGGCAUGUAAAGUGGACUUAGCCACCACAACAACUUGCUUAAUAGCUGAGGGAAAGGCUGUUGUCUACGUUGACUUUAGUAAAGCCUUUGAAACUGUUUUGCACAACAUUCUCCUAGAGAAACUGGCUGGUCAUCGAUUGGAUGGGUGCUGGGUUAUAAACUGGUUGGAUGGCCAGGCCCAGAGAGUGGUGGUGAAUGAGUUACAUCCAGUUGGUGGCCAGUCACUAGUGAUGUCCCUAGGACUCAGUAUCAGGGCUGGUCCUGUUUAAUAUCUUUACUGAUGACCUGGACAAGGGGAUGGAGUGCACCCUCAGUCAGUUUGCAGAGAACACCAAGUUGAGUGGGAGUGUUGAUCUGCUGGAAGGCAGGAAGGCUCUGCAGAAGGAUCUGAACAGGCUGGAUAGAUGGGCUGAGUCCACUUGUGUGAGGUUCAACGAGGAAAAAUUCUGGGUCCUGCACUUGGGUCAGAACAACCCUAUGCAGCCCUAGAGCCAUUCAUGCAGCCUCAGAGUUAGGGAUUAGGCACCAAACAUGUUUUUAGCAUUGUGUCUGAGGCUUCUAUCCUGUGCCAUAUGAAGCCUGUGGCAAAAUUCCAGCUGAGCUGAGCGUCAGCAGGGCAGAGGAUUAUAGGUAGAUUGCACAAAUAGUAAGAGCAAAUCUCUCCAAAUUUGUUGCAAAUACAUACCUUUUGGUUUUUCAGCCUUUCUGGGCCUCUGGUUUAAUAGAUUUUUUUAUGCUUUAGGUGCAAAAGGUAAAAUCACAAAACUUUCAAAUCAUCAGAAAAAUAUAAUUACCAGAAAUGUUUUCCAAAUGCAAAUUGAACAUCUUCCUUUUGAUUGUGGGCUAUGCCAAAGCUCUAACAUACAUCUUUGAUCUUAUGGCAGUGUCUGGAGAAAUUAUGGGAUUCUAAUAUGGAAUAAUAGAUUCUCAUCAAGACUUCUAGCUUUAGGAAAUUGUUUAAUCUCCAUUCUCAGUGGCUGUUUCUUUGUUACAGCUGUGACUGAAGGGUCCCAAGUGCUGGAAAAACAGCUCACCAGCUCAGAACAAAGCUGAUUAUGUAAAUUGUACAUUAAGAUUCAGUUUCAAUUUAAUUUUAUUCUGUAAAUAAAUAUCCCAUUAACAUCCAUCUGUUAAAAGUCAGGUAAAACAUCUUCAAAACCUCCAUUGCCAUGGCAGAUGUGACUGUACCAUAAAUAGCAAUGGUGUGGUGGUAUGAGGAUGUCAAAGUAUGAACUGUGCAGCACGUUUUAAGAAGUAACGAAGGUGAUAACAUUUAAUUAUAACAAAAGAGACCUUGUCCGAUUGAGACAGACAGGGCUUCCAUUUGUGUUGCUCUGUUUGCAUUAUGCAAAAUGCUUUCUCUGAUCACCAUCUCCAAGAUCACCAAUAAUUAUAGCUCAUUAAUUCACUUAAAACACAAAAACAUUUCAGCUGAUGAAGGUCAUUACUGAAUUAUGUCCAAGCCUUUUGCUUAAUAUCUUUUUAUUUCAACAGCUUACUUGAGCGUAGUCAUUUUCCCUUGUUCUAGCUGGUACUUCACUGCCAACACUGUUAAUAGAUUGUACUGAUCAGGAACAGAAUGAUGAAUCCUGUCAGGUUUUCUAAAUUAGUCUUCAAAGAGUAUGAGAAGGUUCAAGUGCUCUUAACCCAUAGCUAUUUUUAACUAUUUUAAAAGUCAGAGAUUUCAUAUGCACUGCAAAAGAGCACUUGACAAGGCAGAAACCAGGGGAUUGGAGCAAAUUUCACUUGUACUGGAAGUAUAAAACUCUGUGUGUGCGUCAGCUGGAGAUUAGGAACAGGUUCCUGAUAUAUUCUUAAAUGUCCUGAAGGAGGAAUUGUAACAUUGUAACAUUGUAACAUGCCAAUUUAAUUUCAUAAAGAGAAUGGAAAAUUAUUUUCUAUGUCACACACUGUAGGGAAUGGUUAGAGGUAGUGCAUUGCUGUACAUCUCCAAGAUGGAACAAGCAAGGAGAAAUUACAAUUCUUCAAGGUACUAUCAGAUUUGAGCACAACCUUCCAGUGCUCUGCUAUUCUACCUAAGCUCCUUGUUCAUGGAAAUCUGCACCAUAUGUGCAAACCCUUCCUUCUUGGCAGAAGCUGGCCUUAGGCAUAAAAUGACACGCCUGUAAAUACCUAAUUGUUGAUACAACAAAAUGCCAUAUGCCACACAAAAGCUGGCAGUCUAAUUGCCAGUAAAACCAGUGUGCAUUAACACUGUAUUGAAACCUUUUUAUCAGAGCAAAUAAAAGCAGAGUCUGGUACCAAGUUUCAAGAAGGGUUUACUGCUCAGUUUGUUUGCAAGUCCAAGACAGCUCAGUGGUCCUCCAGGUAUCAGAUAUCACAUGUAUGUUCCUGUCCAUUUUUCCAAAGAAAGUGUGAGGUCAUGGGGACUGUAGAUGCAACUGAAGAAUAUGACUGAUAUUACAGGCUCUUCCCAUGCACCAGUACACAGAAAUUCUGUUUUGACUGUACAUUUUCUCAGCUAUCUUAGGCUUUUAUCAUCAACUAGAUUUUACAGUGGUGUGGGUGUUGGGCAAGGAACAGAGGGCCAUGCAGAUUUGAUCACCUCCCAUGUUCCCAGCUGUCACAGGUGAAGUUGGAUUAGAAAAGGGAGGUUAUCCCAUCCCACCAGGCCAGAGCUGGUUUGUGCCGGUUUGGCCAAAUCUAGAAAUAUAUCCUCUGAGAGAGGGCAGGCUAU
Molecule: messenger RNA, 9140 nt
Organism: Corvus hawaiiensis (hawaiian crow)
Lineage: Eukaryota; Metazoa; Chordata; Aves; Passeriformes; Corvidae
Gene: CBY2
Product: chibby family member 2
Exons: 2
Coding region: 371-1363 (330 amino acids)
Source: RefSeq, a predicted model, not a curated record